Molecule: messenger RNA, 1898 nt
Organism: Mus pahari (shrew mouse)
Lineage: Eukaryota; Metazoa; Chordata; Mammalia; Rodentia; Muridae
Gene: Tubd1
Product: tubulin delta 1
Exons: 9
Coding region: 163-1524 (453 amino acids)
Biological process (GO): mitotic cell cycle; microtubule cytoskeleton organization
Cellular component (GO): cytoplasm; microtubule
Molecular function (GO): GTP binding; structural constituent of cytoskeleton
Source: RefSeq, a predicted model, not a curated record
UUGAACAUGCGUGAUUAACCUUCCUAAAUAGAAGAAGGGAAACGGGGGGUCGAAAAAAGACAAACCCUCAGCAGAGCUCUUCGCAUAAGGAGCGAGCGCAUUUAUUUGUUCUAGGUGACCCACCCCCUGGUGUUUCAUACUAAGCCUCAUUUGUGGCUUGGCAUGUCGAUAGUGACAGUACAGCUGGGGCAGUGUGGCAACCAGAUUGGCUUUGAAGUGUUUGAUGCUUUAUUUAGAGACUCACACUGUUCCCAGGGACUCUGUUCUAAGAGAGAAAACGAGGCAUAUCAAGCCUCCUGCAGAGAAAGAUUUUUCAGAGAGGAAGAAAAUGGAGUUCCAGUUGCCCGGGCUGUUCUUGUUGACAUGGAACCUAAAGUUAUUAAUCAAACACUAUCAAAAGCUGCCCAGUCUGGCCGAUGGAAUUACGGUCAGCACACGAGCUUUUGUCAGAAACAAGGAUCUGGGAACAACUGGGCAUACGGUUACUCUGUGCAUGGACCGAAGCAUGAAGAAUCUAUAAUGAACUUAAUCCAAACAGAAGUGGAGAAAUGUGACUCUUUGAGUGGGUUUUUCAUCAUAAUGAGUAUGGCCGGAGGGACAGGAUCAGGGCUGGGAGCCUUCAUUACACAGAAGCUACAAGAUCAGUACUCCAGUUCCUUGAAAAUGAACCAGAUUAUAUGGCCUUAUGGAACGGGUGAGGUUAUUGUGCAGAACUACAACUCCAUCUUGACUCUCUCUCACUUGUACCGGUCUUCAGAUGCCCUUCUCAUUCACGAGAAUGACGCCGUCCAUAAGAUCUGUGCCAAACGGAUGAACAUCAAGCAGAUCUCCUUCAGAGACUUAAAUCAAGUUCUUGCCCACCAGCUGGGGAGCAUGUUCCAGCCUACAUACUCUGAGGGCAGCUCACUUCACUACCGCAGAAAUCCACUAGGAGACUUAAUGGAGCAUUUAGUUCCCCACCCUGAAUUUAAGAUGUUGGGAGUCCGUAACAUUCCUCAGAUGUCUGCGGAGUCUCUGGCGUACAGCGCGUUUACCUGGGCUGGCCUCCUCAAGCAUUUAAGACAGAUGCUUAUUUCCAGUGCAAAAAUGGAAGAAGGUAUCAACUGGCAGGUGCGGCCUCCUUUGUCAGGUCUUCCGCCAAUUGGCAAAGCGUCUGCCCGAAAGGAGCCUCAUUUUAACACUUCUCUUGCUAACGUGGUCAUCCUCCGAGGGAGAGAGGUGCACAGUGCAGAUGUAGAGGGAUUUAAAGACCCAGCUCUCUACACUUCCUGGUUGGAGCCUGUUGAUGCUUUCAGCUUGUGGAAAACCCAGCGAGCCUUUGACAAGUAUGAGAAGUCUGCAGCCCUGGUCAGCAACAGCCAGCUCUUAGUAAAGCCACUGGAUAUGAUUGUGGGGAAGGCAUGGAAUAUGUUCUCAUCCAAAGCCUACAUCCAUCAGUACACAAAAUUUGGAAUGGAAGAAGAAGACUUUUUGGACAGCUUUACAUUGUUGGAACAAGUUGUUGCCAGCUAUGGUAGUCUUUGACCCUAAGCCAAGAGGAAUAGCUCUUUGCAGGAUUUUUGGACUAAAAUAUUUUCAAAAUCGAGCUGUGCCCAGUGGAGCCUGUGAUCAAGCUCUGCAAUCAGGAGGGUCAGGGGCUCAAGGCCAUCCUUGACUACAUUGAAAGUUCCAGGCCAACCUGGAUGACAUGAGACCCUGUCUCAGACUAGAUAGAUACAUACAAAUAUUUGCUUUCAGGUUCAGUCUGUUAAGUAAUAAAGUAGAAUGCUGAUUCUAGUUUAGGUACUCUGUCCACAGACAUGAAGAAAACACUUCCAGUGGAGUGGAGUGUAUUUUCAAUGAAAACAUGUAUUAAGUAUUUCAUUUAUAAGAAAAAAAAAGCAAUGCUACUAUAAAGA